Neltuma alba is the source of this 939-nucleotide messenger RNA. RefSeq names its product cysteine-rich repeat secretory protein 38-like. The transcript is spliced from 3 exons. The record is from RefSeq and is a predicted model, not a curated record. NCBI's taxonomy places the organism in Eukaryota, Viridiplantae, Streptophyta, Magnoliopsida, Fabales, Fabaceae. Bases 1 to 939 code for a protein of 312 amino acids.
AUGACAAAGUCUACCAUUUCCUUGGCUCUUGUUUCAUUCCUUUCUCAUCUUCUCAUUCUCUCGGCCGCCCAGCAUCCUGACGCCACUGUUUAUUCCAAUUGUUCAUUAGGCAAAGGAACCUACACAAACUCAAGUGUCUUUCACACCAACCUCAAUGUCCUUCUUUCUAAUGUCGCCUCCGACACAAAAAUUGACUAUGGCUUCUACAAUUUCUCUCAUGGUGAAAACCCCAAUAGAGUGAACGCAAUUGGACUCUGCAGAGGAGAUGUGAAGCCUGAAACUUGCCGUAGUUGCCUCAAAAAUGCCACGAUGAUUCUCCCAAAGCAAUGUCCGAAUCAGACGGAGGCAUUUGGAUACUAUGACUUGUGCAUGUUUCGAUACUCGAAUCGUUCAAUCUUUGGGAUUUACCAAGAUCAUGAGUUUUCCUACUAUUUUAACAACCCAGAUAAAGCACAAGAUGCAGAAAAGUACACCAAGGCUCUUGAUGAUCUAAUGGAAAGUCUAAAAAGCAAAGCCGCAGCUGGUGACUCUGAUCGGAAGGUGGCCGUGGGAAAUGCAACGGCUGAUCAGAAUGAAACUGUAUUUGGUCUUGCCCAGUGCACGCCUGAUUUGUCUCAGCAAGAUUGUGAAGAUUGCUUAAGAAAGGCUAUCUCAGAUAUCCCAAUCUGUUGUCAGAAUAGGAUUGGUGGUAGAGUUAUCAAAUUGAGCUGCAAUCUUCGAUUUGAAAAGGGCCAAUUCUAUGAUUCAACACAAUUAUCUCCAUUUCCUCCUGCUCAUGCUCCGUCUAGCAGAACAACUUCCUCACCACCUCCAGGAGUUUCUGAUUCACCAAAAGCUGCUGCUGAUUCACCCAAAGCUUCAGAAGGAAAUAGCGACAGAACCUCAAGAAUGGUCGCUAUCGUGGCCGUGGUGAUCGGUGCCCUCACCACACUUUACUAA